This is a messenger RNA of Lodderomyces margitis, 2286 nucleotides long. RefSeq lists its product as uncharacterized. The transcript has a single exon. Bases 1 to 2286 code for a protein of 761 amino acids. The record is from RefSeq and is a predicted model, not a curated record. Lineage: Eukaryota; Fungi; Ascomycota; Pichiomycetes; Serinales; Debaryomycetaceae.
AUGUCAUCAAAUACAUCAAAUCCAAUCUUUGUGGAUCCAUCAAUUGUCACACUUGAAAAGGACGUAUCGAAUUUGCUGUCGUCGAAUCAAAAUAAGCUGCGUCCGGAAAAGGAGAGGAAACAAUCUCAUUCAUCGAUACAUAACUUGGAGCCAGGGAAUGCAUUGAGUAGGUUGUUGGACAGUGCGAUGGCCCACGCGGCAAAAGAAUCUACACCAGAACCGGGAAUGGGAGACACUGAUCCGAUUUUGAAAGAAGAGAAUGCUGAGGUCUCGCAAUUGGAGGUCCUUUUAAAUACGAUCCCACCUUCAAAGCAAGGAAAAGAGAAUAUAUACUCGGUUUACCAAUUGCUCAAAUUGAAAUCUGAUGUCGAUGACGUGCCUCAUGUAAAGGAUUUGUUGCCUGAAAUGUCGUUUUGGAGAUUAAAGUCCCAGCGCGAGCCACACCCCAGACAUUUGAGUAACAACUUGAACUCAGAGAAUGGUGCAUACAAGGGUAAAAAGUUUAAAAAGCAUCAGAAUGAGACGUGGGAAAGAGGCAAGCAUUAUGGUAAUGAAAAUACCAAGCCGGAUCAUUUCACCCGUAGGGGUAGUCGUCAUGGAUUUGUGAAAUCAGAGGAAUUGGAUUCACUUUCAAGUGAAAAAAUAUCGCAAUUACUAGGCGAGGGACCUGAAGAAUUAGAACCUGAAUGGGAUGAUGAAAUUCUAGGUGAUGGAAAAAUUGGUAAAUCUGGUGAAGAUGAUUUAGCUCACAUGUCAAUGUUGAACAUGGGGCAAACGGUGGAGGAUUUUGAGAAAUGGAAAUAUCAAAUGAAGUUGCAAGAAAAGAGGAAAAAGGGUGAAGUUGUCGACGAUGAAAUUGAACAGCAACAAAUUGCUGACGAUGAGAGCGCUGCGAAAAAUGCUGGUAACGAAGUUGAUAACUUCUUUUCAUUUAUCAAACCCACUCAUAAAGAACCAACAAUUGAAGAAGAGGUUGUUACUGCUGCCGUAGAAGAGCCAGCUCAAGUAAAUUCUGGAUCAAGUAAUGCUAAUAACCGUUCAUCCCGUUUUUCAUCGUUUUUCCAACAACCCAGCAGUGCUCCAAAAGCUAGUCAAGUAGGUAAGAGUGCCGAGGAGGGCAAACAAAAGCAGCAAGCUCUGGCCACUAUGCCUCCUCCAGGAUUUUCCAAGUUUUUCGGCGGACAAAAGAGUGCUCCACAAACACCUCAAUAUUCUUCGGAACCGUCUUUGUUGAAUGCAAAUGAGACAAGAUUGCCCCAAUUAAGGAAUGAAUCUUCGUCAUGGUCAUCACCACAAGGUCCAUCACGAGCUCAGUUGCAGCAACCACCACAACCAGGGAUUUCCGUGGAGCAGCAACAACAACCACCUAUGCCACAUCAAUCUUCGAAUGAUAGUUUUUUCCUUUCUUUGUUGAAAAAGAAAGAAGGCACUCAACCAUCGCCUUCUUCUGCAGCCGCAGCACCUGUAGUUGAACGUCCAUCGAAUAGUAUACCCAAUCAGAAGCUAUCUAAUGUGCCAGGGACAAGUUUGUCUGAAGUAAACGCUCCGCCUGGUGAGUUAAAUAGAAAAGCAUCUGUUGGUAAUGCAGGUGAAGUUCACAAUAGGGGUGCUCCUCCUCAGCAGCAGCAGCAACACCACAACCAACAACAACAACAACAGCAACAGCAACAGCAACAGCAACAGCCAGUUAAUCCAAAUCAAUUUCCUCCUGGUUUGAUUCCACCAGGCCAAUUUCCUCCUUGGAUGAGGGGACCACCGCAACAGAUGGGCAAUUUCCCACAAGGUUUUCAACCACCAAUGCCAUAUAGCCCGCUGCAACAACCCCGUCAACAAGAAGACCAAGGCAAAAAUGAUAAAGAGGUAAAUCCAAGUCAAUCACCUCAGCAGCAACAACAACGGCAGCAACCUCGAUUUCCAUUUCCAUCCGGGCAGCCAGGCCAGCAACACCCAGGUAAUCGCAUGCCAAUGCCUCCACCAGGUAUGUUUCCUAAUGGGUUCAUGCCACCUAUGCCACCUCCAGGAACCAACUUCCCACCGGGUCAAGGUCCACCACCUGGGUUUCGUCAACCACAAAUUCCACCUGAAUUUUUGAACAAUCCAAAUGCUAGAUUCAUACCACCGCAAUACUUAGGAAUGCAAGGAGGAUCACCGCAAAUGCCACCUCCUGGGCUUCAACAACAACCACGCGGAGUGCAACAAGGACUAAACCCACAUCAACCGCAACCACAGCAACCGCAACCGCAACAACCAACACCACCACAACAGCAGCAGCAGGAGAAACAAUAA